GCUAUGUUUUCAUCGGAAAGUACGCGAUAAAUGCGGUGAAAUUCACUCUUUCUUUUGUGAUUCCCGGUUGAUAUUUAGGAGCUUAAGUUACAUCUUUACAAAUCAUAAAGGAGGUGAUGACCAGGGAAUAUGAAUGAAACCAAAAUGAGCGGUAGCUAUGCAUCUGAAGUCCUUCACCUGCUGGAUGAACAAAGACGAUCUGGAACAUUAUGCGAUGUGACUGUUGCCAGCAACGAUAACAUGGUCUUUAACGCCCACAGCGCUGUACUUGCUGCUUCAAGUCAGUUAUUCAAUUCCAAGCUCAGCGGUCAAAAUGUUGGGCAAGUUAUGUUAGAUUUGGGAGCAAAAAAUAUCCAGAUGCUUUUAGACGUAUUGUAUUCAGGCAUAUCUAACCUUGGACCGGAGGAAGUCAUAGACGUCCGCCUCCUGGCUCAGUCAUUUGAGAUGGUGGAUGUGAUAAAGCUAUGUGAUGGUGCCAUUGAGUAUGAUCAGCCGAGGGUUGUGAAACCAGACAUGGUGGAUCAGUCUACAAACACGAAUGAUAUUUCCAAGCCUGUUCCCAAGCCUGCAAAGAAAGCAAAGUUUGUUGAUUUUGAUGUUGAAGAUGAUGAGACUGUUGUGGAGGAGAGAUUGGAUAUGGUAGAUGAUCCAGAGUAUGAGCCGAGUAUGGACAUGGUCAAGCCACGCAUCUGCACUGGUAGGAAGCGUGGGAGGCCACCUGGCAAGAGAAAAACAGAUAGUACAACCACGGAAGUUAAAUCUGAGGUUGUGGACACUGAAGUACUUGGCAUUCAUGUAAGCGUUCAGGAAAACACUCUGGUGGAUAGUAAUGAACCUGGUCCCAAAACUAGAAGUCGCUCUGGCAUUUCAAAGUUAAAGCCAGCAGUGCAAAAGAUUCUAACAAAAGCUAGAGAACCUAGGAGAUCAUAUCACAUAACUCCUUCUAUCAAAAUUGCACCUUCGUUUAAAGAUAAGAAAGGCAAAAUAGUACAGACAAGUGGCAUUGACAAAAACCCUGGAUUGAGUACUGGUGAUAUUCUUUUAGUAGAGGAGACUUUAGUUAUUGAAGAUGGUCCAGUUUGUGAAGUGUCACUGGAGGACAGUUUUAACUCCAUAGUUACUCGCAUGAAACAUUUAAAAGACCACGCUAAUAUGAAAAACUUGGAAGCAGAUUCGGACCAAUUUCAGAAUCUAGUCUCAAGCUCUUUUACUGACAUACUGAAAAAUAUUGCACAAAAGGAAGAGGCUUCAAGAUCUGUGUCAGGUAAUUCAGUAGACGGUUUAAAUAGUGACUGGAAGAGUUGCGACUACUGCUCACAGUUCAAAGGCAAGAAGAAGGGAAGACUAGAUUUUCAUGAGAAGUACUGCUCUUCAGCUUACAAGUGUUCUUUGUGUUAUAAACCCUUCAUAAGUGACAUUGACCUGUCACGGCACAAGUGUAAAAAGAUCCAACAGGAGAGCAUUUGUGAAUUAUGCGGGAAAGUGCUGGUGAAUCGAUACGCCCUGCAACUGCACAUGAAAAUCCAUCUCAAUAUUAAAAAACAUGUCUGUCAAUUUUGCCCGAAACGUUUCAUUCGUAAGAAUCACUUAGAUGGCCAUGUGCGUGCUGUGCACACCAAGGAACGUCCAUACAAGUGUACACAGUGCACUGCCAGGUUUUCCAUUAAGGGCGAGCUAAGUCGUCAUGUGCAGAAGCACAGCACAGAGUCGCCAAAAUAUGCAUGUUCUGUUUGUGGGAAAGCAUUUUAUGAGCAGCAUCAGAUGACGUCUCACUUUAAGAGUUGUGAAAAGAAACACUGUUACCCUGUCAAAUUUGUCUGUUCUCAGUGUGGCGCUCAUUUUAGUGAUCAAAAUCAGUUGGUUAAUCACACGAGCAUGUGUCAGAUUGAUGCUAGUUCAACCGUGACACAUUAUGUGGAACAAAAGCAAAAUCCUGACGGUUCUGUCUUGCUUUGCAUCAUCCCAGAAGAUGGAGAUGGCAACGUUCAACGGUUCGCCAUUCCUGUUGAGCAUGAUAUCAGUGAGGAGCAUGUCAUUCAGAUUGGUGCUCAUGACCAAGUCACCCUUGAGGAUGUUCUGCAGAACACGCAACAGUUUGUUCAGUCCACCGAGAUCCACAACGUCAUCGAUGGCGAUCAAGUCUUCGAGUUACAAUCAGUCGAUAAUGAGACACUAAGCUACCAGCAGUUGACAAGAAUGCAAGACUUCCAGACGUUAGAGGUACCAAUCGAAAGGCUGGUCUCAGAAAAAGGUGAAGGAAUACAAGUUAUACAGGGUGUAUCGGUCGACACGCAGAGCCAUGUUCUACAGGGUGUUCCGAUAGAUGCACAGGGGCAAAAUGUUGAAAUUCUCGAACAUUCUGUGCCUCAAAAUUGUGAUGGGAACAUGAUGGAAGUUGAGACUGUUCCAAGCCAACAAUCUGAGAACUGCUUGGUGCAUAUCCAAGGUGGGCACAUUUACACACAAUCUCUAUAAAUUUGUGUGUAAAGUUCUUGAUUGUGAAGGUGCAGGUUCAUGCCAGAGCUCACUACUUCAAAAGGCCUUGGUACUGGAUAUUGGUGAUUGUUCUCUUUGAGACCUUAUAGACUUGAAAUAUUUACUUUGGUUUACUGAAAUGCUACCUUUUUAUCAAAAAUGUCAAAAAAGGUCUUUUAUAAUGUACUAAAAUCUACAUGUACUUCUUUUAUUUCUGUCACACUUAUUUUACGUCUUUAUAUAAUAUAUACAUUUCCUAAGAUUAGAUAAUAUAUAUUAUAUAUUAUCUUUUGUAAAGUGCUCAGGAAAUGAUAUAUUACCUUAUGUAAAAUAUUUCUUAUGUCCUGCUCUCAUUUUGUUACCUGAUACAUAAAGUUGUGUAUCUCUGU
Messenger RNA from Lineus longissimus, 2864 nucleotides. RefSeq names its product zinc finger and BTB domain-containing protein 24-like. NCBI's taxonomy places the organism in Eukaryota, Metazoa, Nemertea, Pilidiophora, Heteronemertea, Lineidae. Gene Ontology annotation, molecular function: protein binding; DNA-binding transcription factor activity, RNA polymerase II-specific. Gene Ontology annotation, biological process: regulation of transcription by RNA polymerase II. The record is from RefSeq and is a predicted model, not a curated record. Gene Ontology annotation, cellular component: nucleus. The coding region runs from base 130 to 2475 and encodes 781 amino acids. The transcript has 2 exons.